Molecule: messenger RNA, 1269 nt
Organism: Capronia epimyces CBS 606.96
Lineage: Eukaryota; Fungi; Ascomycota; Eurotiomycetes; Chaetothyriales; Herpotrichiellaceae
Exons: 5
Coding region: 1-1269 (422 amino acids)
Biological process (GO): transmembrane transport
Cellular component (GO): membrane; endoplasmic reticulum
Source: RefSeq, a predicted model, not a curated record
AUGGCUUCUGAAAUACUGCAACCCUUCUUGGGGGCAUUGCAGGCCUCUCUGACGGUUCUUCUGGACAUUUUCUACGGCGUGCUUGCUGCUCAAUUCGGGCUUCUGGACGACGAUUCCGCCAACGCCAUCUCCCGCGCCGCCAUCAAAAUGUUCCUACCUGCCUUGAUGUUCACGCGAAUCGGCUCGGAAGUCCACCUCGAGUCUGCCACCAGGUAUCUCCCUAUUAUCGUUUGGGCGAUUGUGUAUCAUGUAGCUGCCAUCGCCGGAACUCUCGCAAUCUCACGCAUGUUCAAGCUGCCCGCGUGGACGACCCCGGCAAUCUCCUUCAACAAUGCCAUCUCCAUGCCCUUGCUGUUGGUGCGCUCCCUCGAGGUCACCGGUGUGCUUGAGCCGCUGACGGCGAAGAGCGAAAGUCCAUCCGCUGCAGUUGACCGAGCAGAGUCGUACUUUUUGGUUUUUGCCAUGGUGGCCAAUGGAAUCGUCUUCGCAGUGGGCGGAAAUCUUUUGGGCAAGAAUGAGAAAGACCAAGAUGAUGGGGAGAAUGGGCCGGGCGACAGACAUGAAGAUGGUGAAGAACCAACCGAGCAUACAUCGCUGCUUCCAAACUCUGCAGUCCGAGCCGAAGAGAGGAUAGGUGCAAAGGCACACAAUAAGGUCAACGAAUACAACGACAAGCUUCCGCCUUGGGCGCAGAAGACGCUCCGGUAUUCGUCCAAGUUUGUCAACGGACCUUUGCUAGGGGCGGUGCUUGGGUUCGUUGUCGGACUGGUUCCGUGGCUCCACAGGGUCUUCUUCAAUGAUACCCAGCAAGGCGGAUACUUGAACGCGUGGCUCACGUCCAGUCUGAAGAAUAUUGGCGAUCUGUUCGUUGUCUUGCAGGUGGUCGUCGUCGGAGUGCAGCUGGCCACCAGCCUGCGCAAGUUGAAGCAGGGCGAGGAAUCGGGGCCCGUGCCGUGGGUGCCGAUGGUCUUUAUCAUCGUUGCAAGGUAUUUGAUAUGGCCAGCGAUCGGGAUUGCAAUCAUCGGGGCCUUUGCAGCCAAAACCAAUGUCUUCGGAGACGACAAGAUGCUCUGGUUCACCAUGAUGGUGAUGCCAACUGGCCCGCCUGCCAUGAAGCUGCUGGCGUUGGCUGAUACAAGCGGCAUCGAUCAAACGGAAAUCAUGUCCAUUUCGAAGCUUUUGACGAUUGCACAUGUCGCCGCACCCCUGAGCUCUAUUGCCGUGGUUGGAGCCUUGAAGGCCGUAGAAAUGAUCGGGGGAAGUUCGUAG